Miscanthus lutarioriparius is the source of this 708-nucleotide messenger RNA. The record is from the annotation of a GenBank genome assembly. Lineage: Eukaryota; Viridiplantae; Streptophyta; Magnoliopsida; Poales; Poaceae.
AUGCUCGCGUCCUGCAGCUACGAUGGCCGUGUGAUCAUAUGGAAGGAAGGGGGCAGGCCUGACGAGUGGGUUCAGGCUCAUACAUUCACCGAGCACAAGUCCUCCGUCAACUCCAUUGCUUGGGCGCCCCAUGAGCUUGGGCUAUGCUUGGCGUGUGGUUCUUCUGAUGGGAACAUUUCGGUCUUUACUGUGCGUGCUGAUGGAGUUUGGGACACUACACGCAUUGAUCAGGCGCAUCCAGUGGGGGUGACUUCGGUGUCUUGGGCUCCAGCAAUGGCCCCUGGCGCUCUGAUCACUGCUGGACCUUCUGGUCAGUUUGAGUAUGUCCAGAAACUUGCAUCUGGUGGCUGUGACAACACUGUUAAAGUAUGGAAGCUGCAGAAUGGAAGUUGGAGGAUGGAUUGCUUCCCUGCCCUUCAGAUGCACAAGGACUGGGUGAGGGAUGUGGCCUGGGCUCCAAACCUUGGCCUCCCAAAGUCUACCAUUGCCAGUGCAUCUCAGGAUGGAACUGUUGUGAUCUGGACUGAGGCGAAGGAGGGUGAGCAGUGGGUAGGCAGGAUUUUGCAUGACUUCAAAACCCCUGUGUGGAGGCUGUCGUGGUCGCUUACUGGGAAUAUUCUGGCUGCUUCUGAUGGUAAUAACAAUGUGACCUUGUGGAAGGAAGCUGUUGAUGGUGAGUGGCAGCAAGUGACGACUGUUGAACCAUAA